Molecule: messenger RNA, 2949 nt
Organism: Mycena citricolor
Lineage: Eukaryota; Fungi; Basidiomycota; Agaricomycetes; Agaricales; Mycenaceae
Source: the annotation of a GenBank genome assembly
GCUCCACCGGCAGUGGCGUUGGGCUGAAAAGGGCAACGUGGUACGUACACAACGUUUCUCCGCCCUGCCGUAAAAGAAGAAUGGAGCCGUUACGAGGGCGUGUUUAUUUUGCAACCAACAACCACGUUGUCUCCUUCCCCCAUCUCCUUCCCUCAACCGUAUAAGUUCUUGAUCGACAAGGACGCUCUCACUUUCUUUGAUUUUGAAACAUAGUACACACACUCGCUCUGUUAUGUUGAAUCCCGCUCUCCUCACUGCUGUUCUCGUCCUCUAUGCCGGCUCUGUUUCCGCCAGCCCCCACAAUGCACCGCGCAGCCACCACCGACGGAUGCAAGUCGGUAGCGUCAAGACGUUCAAUGCCUCUGAUGCUGUUGCCCUCGAAAAGCGGCAGUCGAGCUUCUCUGGCGUGCGCAUGACCUGGUACCCGACGGACACUGGCGCCGACGCGUGCACGGGCAAGAACCACCUCUCGACUGAUUGGGUUGUUGCGAUGGACUUCGGGCUGUUCGGGGAUGGGUCUGCCUGCUGCGGACGGCAGAUACAAAUCUCAUACGGUGGAAAGACUGCGGUUGCCACGUGCGUUGACGAGUGUGCGAGCUGUUACAACCACGGUGAACUGGAUCUGACCGAAGGCUUGUUCACCUACUUUGUUGGUGAUCCCGGGAUUGGUGUGUUUGAUGCGUCUUGGGUGUAUGCCGAUGGCACGACGACGACGUCAACCUCGACUCACACGACACCCACCACCACCUCGACAACCCACACGACACCUACCACCACUUCGACACACCACACGACGCCGACUACCACAUCGACCUAUGUCGCGCCCACUACCUCAUCGACUUACGUCGAGCCGACCACAUCAUCGACUUACGUUGCGCCGACUACUACAUCAUCGACCUACGUCGCACCGACCACAACUUCGUCGACCUACGUCGCGCCGACCACAACUUCGUCGACUUACGUUGCGCCGACCACAACUUCGACGCACUCGACCACACACACCACCCCGAUCACAACUCACACGACGUCCACUCACACUACUCCGACUACGACGUCGACCCACACCACUCCGACCACCACUCACACCACGUCGACUCACACCACUCCGACUACCACUUCAACCACUCACACUCCAACCACCACCUCGACUCACACAACGCCGACUACGACCUCGACCUCGACCAAGCACACGUCGUCCCACUCGUCCACGCACUCCGCCGCUGCUCUCGUGGCCCACGCGUCGUCCUCGUCUGCGUUGAAGCCGUCGUCCGCCAAGCCGUCAUCCGUGAAGCCUACAUCAGUAAAGCCUACGGUGGCGGCGACAACCGAGUCGCCGCUGACGCUUGUCGGCAGCGUCGCAACGACCGCGUCUGUGGCUGCCACCCAGGCAAUUGCCAACGCGGGUGCCGACACGACGCCGUCUGUUCCUGCGCCUGGUGGUGCACUGAGUGGCGCGGUCGCCCACGGCGCGUCAGGCCAAUCUGUGUUGCUUGUGGCCCUUCUGAGCUCUGUGGUUGUGUUCGUGCUCUAGACAGUCUGUAUUCCAGGAGAUACCGAUACAUGCUUGCCGGGCAGGCAAUCCUGCAUUCGACUGACGCAUCAUACAUAACGGACUUCCUCCCGGACUGCACUAUCACUUACAUACGUAGAUUGUUGCCGGCAACUACCGAAUACAACUCGCUGAAGUUAUCUCAUCCUUCCCAGCCCAUGAUCGAUCCCAACAUUUUUGGGCAUCUGCAUUGAUUACGUUUGCUGGCCGCUCCCUUUUCGCUCUCACGUAGGCUACGCAGUUCUCCCCUCGUUGGUCUCCCGUCCUCGCUGUUGUCUGUUUCUUUCCCUGCUUGAUUGCAAACACCUGCCAGCCGAAGCAAGCGUUUACCUCAAGCGAUCAUGGAAUCACCUCCUCGGCAAGUGGUGUGACGAAUCAAAAUGCUGGCCCCGCAAGGCUCUUGAUACCUAGUCCCAUACAAUUACUGCCCCGUACUAAGUAUCGAGUCUCGACCAUGACAGACUAGAUGCGCCUUCAAACGCUGACAGCGACUGAGUCGAUGGACAGGCGUGGACGCAUGGUGCUCGCCGAGGCACCGAGAUAGCCUCUCCUUGCCCGAGGCCGCGACUCCUUGCUCCGCCAAGCACAGUGCCGUGAUGUCACCUGCUCCUUGUGGCUCCUGUGAAGAGCAAACUGGGCGGGGAGGAAAAAAAAUCUCGCAUGCAGGUUUAGGCGACACAAGGCAUUGAUGGCGAUCACUGAUAUUAUCUACCGGGCACUUGACAACGUUUGACAACCCUCUCCUACCCUCUCUCUGCUCCCCCCUUCAUAACGCACGUCUCGGGUCCGCCCUCCCUCACGCUCAUUAGCUUUAACCAUACAUACACAAUGCUCUCUGCGGUGUCCAUCUCACUCGCGAUCUUGUUGACGACUGCGUCCUCUGCCGUCGCCAGCCACUCGCAUGAGGCGCGCAAGCACAAUGCUGUCUUCCGUAGUAGCAGCCGCUCCACCAACGAGACCGAGUCCACUCUUUCCAAGCGCGGUAACAGCGGCACCAUGACCUGGUAUCCGACCGACACUGGCCCAGAUGCAUGCACGGGCAAGACACACAGCGACAGCGACUGGUAUGUCGCGAUGGACCGGCGGAUGUUUGGGGAUGGGUCCCCGUGUUGCAACAAGCAGAUCACCAUCUCGUACAAUGGCAAGCAGACAACAGCCACUUGCGUGGACGAGUGCAUGACCUGCGACACUCCGACCUCGCUGGACAUGACCAAGGGCCUGUUCCAGUUCUUCGAGUCAGAUCUCGGCCAAGGUGUCUUCCAAGGCGACUGGUGGUAUGCUGGUAGCGGUGGUGGAAAUGAUGGCGGAAACGGCGGUGGCAACCAACAGACAACGACCACCGCCCAGAAGACCACUACCACCCACAAGACGACGGCCACCCCGACCACGACGUGGACCCC